Molecule: messenger RNA, 5821 nt
Organism: Aquila chrysaetos chrysaetos
Lineage: Eukaryota; Metazoa; Chordata; Aves; Accipitriformes; Accipitridae
Gene: NUP98
Product: nucleoporin 98 and 96 precursor
Exons: 33
Coding region: 137-5581 (1814 amino acids)
Biological process (GO): post-transcriptional tethering of RNA polymerase II gene DNA at nuclear periphery; protein import into nucleus; RNA export from nucleus
Cellular component (GO): nuclear pore cytoplasmic filaments; nuclear pore
Molecular function (GO): structural constituent of nuclear pore
Source: RefSeq, a predicted model, not a curated record
UUCCCUCCCCCCGUGAGGCGGCGGCGGCGGCACCGCGACGGGAGCGGCGCGGUGAGGCGAGGCCCGGCCCGGGCUCCCUGCCUUCCCCUCCUCUGGGCGCCGGCGAUUUAGGGGGAAAACCUGAUACAUCGUGAAAAUGUUUAACAAAUCCUUUGGAACUCCUUUUGGAGGCAGCACUGGCUUUGGGACAACUUCAACUUUUGGACAAAAUGCUGGCUUUGGUACUACAAGUGGAGGAGCGUUUGGAACAUCAGCCUUUGGGUCGAACAAUAAUACUGGAGGCCUCUUCGGGAGUACUCAGACAAAACCAGGAGGAUUAUUUGGUUCGACUACAUUUAAUCAGCCAGCCACCUCCUCCACAAGCACUGGCUUUGGGUUUGGAACAUCAACUGGGACGUCAAAUAGCCUGUUUGGAACUACCAGCACUGGCGGAGGCCUCUUCUCAUCCCAAAAUAAUGCCUUUGCACAGAAUAAGCCAGCUGGGUUUGGAAACUUUGGAACUAGUACCAGCAGUGGAGGUCUCUUUGGAACCACUAACACUACUUCCAAUCCUUUUGGGAGUACAUCUGGCUCUCUUUUUGGCCCAACUAGUUUUACUGCUGCUCCAACUGGCACAACUAUUAAGUUUAAUCCACCAACCGGUACAGAUACUAUGGUGAAAUCUGGAGUUAGCACUAACAUCAAUACCAAGCACCAAUGUAUUACUGCUAUGAAAGAAUAUGAAAGCAAAUCUCUUGAGGAACUUCGUUUGGAAGACUACCAGGCAAAUAGGAAGGGGCCGUCAAAUCCUGUAGGAGCAGGAGCAGCUGCAGGCUUGUUCGGGUCUUCUACUGCUACAUCAAGUACAGCUACAGGACUUUUUGGCUCUUCUACUACUAACACAGGCUUUUCAUAUGGACAGAAUAAAACUGCUUUUGGAACCAGUACAACUGGUUUUGGAACAGGAACAACAGGGGGUCUUUUUGGUCAACAAUCUCAAACUACAAGUCUGUUUAACAAACCAUUUGGUCAAGCCACAACAACGCAGAACACUGGUUUUUCUUUUGGCAAUACCACUCUAGGACAGCCGAACACAAACACAAUGGGUCUCUUUGGGGUAACCCAGCCCUCACAGCCUGGAGGCCUUUUUGGAACAGCUGCCAAUACAAAUGCUGGUACUGGAUUUGGAACCGGAACUGGUCUUUUUGGACAAGCUAACACAGGAUUUGGUGUUGGCGGUUCGACCCUGUUUGGUAACAAGCCUGCUGGAUUUGGAACCACCACGACCAGUGCUCCCUCGUUUGGUACAACCACAGGCGGCGGGCUCUUUGGUAACAAACCAACCCUGACUUUAGGAACCAAUACAAACACUUCCAAUUUUGGUUUUGGUGCCAACACUGCUGGAAAUAGUUUGUUUGGAAAUAAGCCUGCAACUGGGACUCUGGGAACUGGACUUGGAACAGGGUUUGGAACAGCUCUUGGGGCAGGACAGACUUCUUUAUUUGGAAACACCCAGCCUAAACUUGGUGGAACACUAGGAACAGGAGCGUUUGGAGCACCAGGAUUCAAUACAUCAACAGCUACUCUGGGCUUUGGAGCCCCUCAGCCUGCUGUCGCACUGACAGACCCAAAUGCAUCAGCUGCCCAGCAAGCCGUCCUUCAGCAGCAUCUCAAUAGCUUAACUUACUCACCCUUUGGAGAUUCUCCACUCUUCAGAAACCCCAUGUCAGACCCGAAGAAGAAAGAAGAGAGGCUGAAACCAACUAACCCAGCAGCUCAGAAGGCCUUGACGACACCCACCCACUACAAACUGACUCCGCGUCCAGCGACCAGAGUGCGACCAAAAGCUUUGCAGUCAGCUGGCUCUGCUAAAUCUCAUCUCUUUGAUGGUCUUGAUGAUGACGAGCCAUCCCUAUCCAAUGGUGCAUUCAUGCCAAAGAAGAGCAUCAAAAAGUUGGUUUUGAAGAAUCUCAACAGUAGCAAUCUGUUCUCACCUGUUAAUCGUGAAAAUGAAGACCUGGCUUCUCCAUCGGAGUAUCCAGAGAAUGGAGAUAGGUUCUUUUUGUCGGUGCCUCCUGAUGAAAACCACAGACAAGAUGGUGAGCGAGAGGAGGAGGAGGAUCAUCAUGAAGUGACUAGGUUUUACACUAACCCCAUUGCCAAGCCCAUCCCACAGACCCCAGAGAACACUGUGCACAAACACCAGAACAGUGUGGAUGAUACUAUUGUGGCUCUGAAUAUGCGGGUGGCCUUACGAAAUGGUCUGGAAGGCAGCAGUGAAGAUGCCUCAUUUCAUGAUGACUCCCUUCAGGAUGAGCGUGAAGAGGAGCCUGAAACAGUGCAUCAUGUGCAUCCUGCAGGAAUUGUUCUAACAAGAGCUGGCUAUUACACCAUCCCGUCCAUGGAGGAGCUAGCUAGAUUUACAAAUGACAGAAAUGAAUGUAUUGUGACAGACUUCACCAUAGGCCGCAAAGGUUAUGGAUCAAUUUACUUUGAAGGAGAAGUAAAUCUAACUAACUUAAAUCUGGAUGACAUUGUACAUAUCCGUAGAAAAGAAGUUAUUGUUUACCCUGAUGAUGAAAGAAAACCACCUAUUGGUGAAGGUUUAAAUAGACGAGCUGAAGUUACCUUAGAUGGAGUCUGGCCUACAGAUAAAACAUCUCGUUGCCUGAUAAAAAGCCCUGAACGACUGGCAGAGAUGAAUUACGAAGGUAGACUGGAGUCUGUAUCUCGGAAGCAGGGCGCUCGAUUCAAGGAAUACCGUCCAGAGACCGGAUCUUGGGUGUUUAAGGUGGCACACUUUUCCAAGUAUGGCUUGCAAGAUUCAGAUGAGGAAGAGGAAGAGCAUCCUUCAAAAGUGGACACAAAGAAGUUAAAAACUACACCUGUGCCACCCCCAGGGCAUCUGCCACCCCAGCAAAUGACCCUAAACGGCAAGCCAACACCUCCAUCUCAGACCCCAGAAGUGGAGCAGCUGGGCAGGGUUGUGGAACUGGACAGUGAUAUGGCAGACAUCACCCAGGAGCCUCCCCAGGAGUCCACUGUAGCAGAUAACAUGACAGAAGAGCAGGAGGCAGUGCCUGCUUCAACUCACAUCGCAUCAACCCUGGGUAUUAACCCACAUGUCUUGCAGAUUAUGAAAGCUUCCUUGCUUGCUGAUGAAGAUGACCUAGACUUGAUCCUGGAUCAUUAUCCUGGGAAGCAACCUGUAAAAAUGGAUACUUCUCAAGAGAUCUGUUCUCCGAGGCUCCCUAUUUCAAAAUCACAAGGACAGAAAAGAUACUCGGUUGGUGGGCUGCUGCAAUCCAAAUUUGCUAAUGUAAUUUUCCAAUCACCAAAUGCUGCUCUGCAAGACUUCAAGGGACCAAGGACUUCAAGCAGUCCCCCUUCUGUUGCCCUUUGGUCAGCGACUUCUCCAUUAGCAUCUACAUUCUCUGUACCACCAUCAGUCCCUGAGGUACAGAUGAAAACAGUUGGUGUCCGCAGGCAGCAGGGGCUUGUACCUCUGGAAAAGUCCAUCACCUAUGGAAAAGGGAAGCUACUGAUGGAUAUGGCACUCUUCAUGGGGCGCUCAUUUCGUGUUGGUUGGGGACCCAACUGGACACUUGUCAAUUGUGGAGAUAAGUUGAGUGGAUCAAGUGAAAUGGAAGAUCUUCGGUGUGAGACCGUGGAGUACGGAUUCCUGCCAACUCCUGUCGCCCCAAAAUCACUCUCAGAAUCUUCUUUCAAGGUUCAUGUGGAGAAGCUGAGCUUAGAACAACGGAAGAUGGACAGAGGCAAACAGCUGUAUCUCAUCCCUCUGGAGAUAAAGCUGAAACAUAGCACUGUCCAUAUGGAUGAGCACUGUCCUCUUCUAGAGCCCAACCCAGGAGUUUCUGCUAUUCAUGACUAUGCUGACUGGGUUAGGAAGGCAUCCGAGGAUCCUGCUGUGACAGAAGCUGUUGUGAAGCACUGGUGCUUGGCGUGGACUUUAUGUGAAGCGAUUUGGGGGAACCUGAGAGAGUUAGAGGCCAGCUUGGAGGACCCCAGUGAAUAUAUCCUGGCCUUGGAGCGUAGGAAAGCCUUCUCUCGCUGGCUCUCAGAGACUGCUGCAGGACGAAUUGAGGAGGAAGUCUCUUUGUCCCGACACGGUAAUCACAUAGAGGCUGUGUUCAGCUGCCUUACUGGGAAGAGAAUUGGUGAAGCUUGCAGGCUGGCACAGCAGUCAGGUGAUCACAGACUUGCUCUGCUCCUCUCCCAGCUGGCAGGUAGCCAGCCCAUUCGGGACCUCCUCACCAUGCAGCUGGUGGACUGGCACAGGCUGCAGGCAGACUGCUUCAUCCAGGAAGAGAGACUGCGGAUCUUUGCCCUGCUUGCAGGAAAGCCUGUGUGGCAGUUAUCAGAGAGAAUAAGUAUCAAUGUAUGCUCGCUGCUGGACUGGAAGCGUUGCAUGGCUGUCCACCUCUGGUACCUGCUUCCUCCAACAGCUUCUAUUUCCAAGGCACUUGCCAUGUACGAGUCAGCGUUUCAGAACACACCGGAGUGUGAAAAAUAUGCCUGCUGUCCCCUGCCUCCUUACCUAGAAGGUUCUGGUUGUGUAAUUGAAGAAGAUGAUAAUGCAGGAAGACCUUUGAGAGAUGUCUGUUUCCAUUUGUUAAAGCUCUACAGUGACAGGCACUAUGAUCUUGACCAGCUGCUUGAUCCCAGGAGUGUGACAUCUGACCCUCUGGACUAUCGUCUCAGUUGGCACCUGUGGGAAGUGCUCAGAGCCCUGAAUUAUACCCAUCUAUUCAAGCAGAGUCAAGGAGUGCUGAAUGCUAGCUAUGCUGCCCAGCUUGAAAGUGAAGGGCUUUGGGAAUGGGCUGUUUUUAUACUGCUGCAUGAGCCUGAUACGCACACACGGGAGAAGGCAGUGCGGGAACUCCUAAACAGGCAUUGCGUUCUCUCUGAGACACCAGAGUCUUGGGCCAAGGAGACUUUUCUGACGCAGAGGCUCUGCGUUCCCCCUGAGUGGAUUCAUGAAGCAAAGGCAGUUCGAGCAAGGAUGGAGGGUGACAAGCAUAAAGAAGCCCUCUUCUUGUUCAAGGCUGGGCACUGGAACCAGUGUCACAAGCUGGUUGUCAGGCACUUAGCCUCAGAUGCUAUUAUUAAUGAAAACUACAAGUACCUGAAAGGAUUCCUGGAAGAUCUUGCCCCUCCAGAGCGUAGUGCACUCAUCCAGGACUGGGAGAUGGCAGGGCUGGUCUACCUAGAUUACAUCCGUGUUAUUGAGAUGCUUGAUAGGAUUCAGCAGCUGGAUUGUUCCACCUACGAGCUGGAGCGGUUACAUACCAAAGUGACAUCCCUGUGCAACAGGAUAGAGCAGAUCCAAUGCCACAGCGCGAAGGACCGCCUGGCUCAGUCAGAUAUGGCCAAGCGUGUUGCUAACCUGCUGCGGGUGGUCCUCAGCCUGCAGCACACCCCAGAGCCCAUUUCCGACUCCACGCCUGACCUGCAGCGCGUCCCUCUUCGCCUGCUCGCUCCCCACAUCGGAAGGCUGCCUAUGCCGGAGGACUAUGCCUUGGAGGAGCUCCGCAGCCUCACCCAGUCUUACCUACGGGAGCUGACAGUAGUGACGCAUUGAGGAAGAAUCCCUUCCACCGAUGGACAGUUUUUACCGUUUGUUAACCCUUACCCUUGUUUUGAGGGCGAACAACCUCUAGCCACGCAGGUUUUUCGAUAGGGGUGUAAAACAGCUUUAGUAUGUGGGCUAACGCAGGAGUUUUUGUAACCUGGGGGAGCAUUGAGACUGAUUGGACCUUGCUGGCUGGCACCCUCAACCAAACAACAUUUUCCUAGAAUCAAUAAAGCACCUCUUGCCGAA